This is a messenger RNA of Aphanomyces invadans, 765 nucleotides long. RefSeq lists its product as hypothetical. The record is from RefSeq and is a predicted model, not a curated record. The coding region runs from base 1 to 747 and encodes 248 amino acids. Lineage: Eukaryota; Oomycota; Saprolegniomycetes; Saprolegniales; Verrucalvaceae. The transcript has 4 exons.
AUGCCCCGACCGUCACCUGGGGCAGUGGCGCUUGCCACGUUGCUUUGGUCCUUGUCUGCCCAGAACUUGGGAAACGUAAACCGCACAGUGUCUGAAGCAUGCGAGGCACUCAAGAUUCAGCUGGACAAGCUCUGGAUCGAUCAAAAGCAAAUGAAGGAAGGUGUUGUUGCCGGAGCAGUGACCGCGACCGAUUGCAAAGAGUUGCACGACAUCAACGUGAUGGACUACCGAACGAACGAGCAGCAAGCCGCGCUGUGUUCGAAUCCGUGCUACAACAACACGGCGUCCACGUAUGCGAGCAUGCUCAACUUGGACUGUUUUCAAGGCCAGGACGAGUACGAGGUCGCCAACCAGCGCCUUUUUGCCGCCAGUUUUCAGUACGGCUGCCAGCAAGACGCGGCCGAACAGUACUGCGUACCGCUGGUAGGCUUGACCAUGCAAAAAGCAGGGUCCAAGUACGACCUUUGCAGCGACAUCGUCAACAAAAUUGGGUGCUGCUUUGAAAGCUACAAGCGAUACAUGUCGUUUGGCACAUCUCGGUCGGUCGAAGAAAUGACGAUGAUGACGGCCGCUUGCGCGGACAAGGUGUCGGACAUCGCGGUGCCGUGCAAAUGCAACCCUGGGAAUGCAUACGCCAGUUCGAUCAAAAACGUCUUGGUCUGCAGCUAUGCGUCGGAGCGGUGGCCGUGUCACGCACAAGUGCUGUUGGUGGCGCUGGCCGCAGUUUUCACGUUCGUGUGGCUCUAACAUGGCGAAUCAUGGCUA